This is a messenger RNA of Phodopus roborovskii (desert hamster), 3313 nucleotides long. It is a transcript of the gene Hmgcs1, whose product is annotated as 3-hydroxy-3-methylglutaryl-CoA synthase 1. Bases 16 to 1680 code for a protein of 554 amino acids. Gene Ontology annotation, cellular component: cytosol. Gene Ontology annotation, molecular function: hydroxymethylglutaryl-CoA synthase activity. Gene Ontology annotation, biological process: acetyl-CoA metabolic process. The record is from RefSeq and is a predicted model, not a curated record. The transcript has 11 exons. NCBI's taxonomy places the organism in Eukaryota, Metazoa, Chordata, Mammalia, Rodentia, Cricetidae.
GGGCUCGGUGUUCUGAUGACACAGUCAGAAGCCGGAGUCGCCUCUGAGUGCCUGAAGGAGGAGACAGUGACGGAGCUGGAGACUGCAGUUGUCUGUCCUUCGCACAGUUCUUUCACCAUGCCUGGGUCACUUCCUUUGAAUGCAGAAGCUUGCUGGCCAAAAGAUGUGGGAAUUGUUGCCCUUGAGAUCUACUUUCCUUCUCAAUAUGUUGACCAAACUGAGUUGGAAAAAUACGAUGGUGUAGAUGCUGGAAAGUAUACCAUUGGCCUGGGCCAGGCUAGGAUGGGCUUCUGCACAGAUCGAGAAGACAUCAACUCUCUUUGCCUGACUGUGGUUCAGAAUCUGAUGGAGAGAAAUAGCCUGUCCUACGAUUGCAUUGGUCGGCUAGAAGUCGGAACAGAGACAAUCAUCGAUAAAUCAAAAUCAGUGAAGUCUAAUUUGAUGCAGCUGUUUGAGGAGUCUGGGAAUACAGAUAUAGAAGGAAUAGAUACAACUAAUGCAUGCUAUGGCGGCACAGCUGCAGUCUUCAAUGCUGUGAACUGGAUUGAAUCUAGCUCUUGGGAUGGACGGUAUGCUCUGGUAGUUGCAGGAGAUAUUGCUAUAUAUGCCACAGGAAAUGCCAGACCUACAGGUGGAGUUGGAGCUGUGGCUCUGCUAAUUGGGCCAAAUGCCCCUUUAAUUUUUGACCGAGGGCUCCGUGGGACACACAUGCAGCAUGCCUAUGACUUUUACAAGCCUGACAUGCUCUCUGAAUACCCUAUAGUAGAUGGGAAACUCUCCAUACAGUGCUACCUCAGUGCAUUGGACCGCUGCUAUUCCGUCUACCGCAAGAAGAUCCGUGCCCAGUGGCAGAAAGAGGGAAACGAUAACGAUUUUACCCUAAAUGAUUUUGGCUUCAUGAUAUUCCACUCACCGUAUUGUAAACUGGUGCAGAAGUCUCUAGCUCGGAUGUUCCUGAAUGACUUUCUAAAUGAUCAGAACAGAGAUAAAAACAGCAUCUACAGUGGCCUGGAGGCCUUUGGGGAUGUUAAAUUAGAAGAUACUUACUUUGACAGAGAUGUGGAAAAGGCAUUUAUGAAGGCUAGUUCUGAGCUCUUUAACCAGAAAACAAAGGCUUCUUUGCUUGUAUCAAAUCAGAAUGGAAAUAUGUACACGUCUUCUGUAUAUGGUUCCCUUGCUUCUGUUCUGGCACAGUACUCGCCUCAGCAGUUGGCAGGGAAGAGGAUUGGAGUGUUCUCUUAUGGGUCUGGCUUGGCUGCCACUCUGUACUCCCUUAAAGUCACACAAGAUGCCACACCAGGAUCCGCUCUUGACAAAGUGACAACUAGUUUGUCUGAUCUUAAAGCAAGGCUUGACUCAAGAACGUGUGUGGCGCCAGAUGUCUUUGCUGAAAACAUGAAACUCAGGGAGGAUACACAUCACUUAGCCAACUACAUUCCCCAGUGUUCAAUAGAUUCACUCUUUGAAGGAACGUGGUACCUAGUCAGAGUGGAUGAAAAGCACAGAAGAACCUAUGCUCGGCGCCCGUCCACUAAUGGCCACAGUUUGGGUGAUGGAGUGGGACUUGUGCAUUCAAACACGGCAGCAGAGCAUAUUCCAAGUCCUGCUAAGAAAGUGCCAAGACUCCCUGCCACUGCAGCAGGAUCGGAAUCAGCAGCUAUUAGUAACGGGGAACACUAAGAGCUUUGUUGGGUGUAAGGCUUCACAGUGGCCCGGGGCUGGGGUGGGGAACGGUUGAAGUAUUGUAUGUCUAGGGACAAUUUUAAAGAGUACAUGUUGCUUAAAAUGUAAUGUAACUGAAUGUAACUGACACGGAGCCUAGAAAACUAUUGUGUUCUUGGAAAAGUCUUUGCUGAACUUGUUGACACGCUUCCUGUUGUGGUCUGGCCAAUGGUGAAUGUGCUGCAAUUUGGGUUUAAAGGGCUCUGUAAAACUUUAUACCUCUCUGGACGCCCAUAUGCAUGCAGUUUCAUUUUCAAACAUGGCAUGAACUGAGUGCUUCUGUCGACAAUAAGCGGAGGUACUACUGUCCAAUUUUAAACAUUGGUGGUUUUUUUUUUUUUUAAUGUGUAAGAAUUUUGUACUUUAACAAAUAAAAAGUACCUGUAGCUUUUGAAAAACUUUUCUAGGUUGGAGAUUGUGGAAUUUAAAUGUCACGCACAAACCCUGCUUGAAAAUGGCAAGGGGAAAAUAUUAUCUUUUUCUAAGACUUGUAAAUCCUGGAGAGAGAGAGGGUAUGGUUCUAGGAUCUGGAGGAACCAUUGGUGAGAAAGGUUAGCAGUGAUCAUGUGAGCAGAAAAAUGCUGGCUCUGAGUGGGACUCUGCCACACCAAAUAGUUCACCUGGGUGCUGUGGAUGCAGCUGGGGAACUGGUUCCAGCCAGUUCACAGUGGCUAGUCUCUGCAGCCCUCAGAUGCUGGUGUGAAGAAGCUCCCUGCCAUCCUGGGCACCCUCCUUACAAGGCCCAAAUGUAAUGUAAGAAGGGUGGGGCAGGGCAUUAUUAGGUCACAGUGUUACAAAUCCAGUUCAUAGGCCGACAGCUUAAAUCCACCAGACACCUUUUUUCUUUGUGGUUUGUGUAUUUUGUGUUUUGUUUGUAUGUGUUCAAUGAAAAUAAAUAUAUAUAACCCUCAUUUUCACAUAGUGAAAAUUUCACAUAGUCUGAAAAGCCAAAAGGAAUAUUCAUUGCAAGAUCUAGAAGUAGAAUUUGUAACAUUUUUCCCCCCUUAAUUUUCACUUUUAAAACAAGAACUAUCACAUGAGAUGAGUAAGAAAUUCACUAGAAGUUCCCUGGGUGAUUUUGGUGCUGAACAAUGAUGUGAGCCUCACAGACUGUAAAGUAGAGAUAGUUGGAACUGAUGUACAGAACUAAAUUUUUUAACUUUAUUUUCUGUUCCAUUCUGUGAAGUUUCAGUUAUCUAAACUAAACACAUGAAUCUGUAAAAGUUUCAGAUUGCAAGGUAACAUGUAAUGUAGCAUUUGUAAGAUAUUCUUGUCAAUAUUAACCAGUAGGGUUUUGAUUUGUACAGUUUAAUUGGUUAAAAUGGUUUCAUUUUAACAUCCACUGCUAUAGAUGAAUAAUGUAAGUUCAGAUUUAAAGGAUGGUGGGGAAAUGGUGCAUGUAAUUCUUUUUGCAAGUAUUAAGAGUUCUGUAUGUUUUGAAAAGAGUAACGUUCAGUGCCAAGGAGUGGACUUUCUCAGAAUGUGUUGCCGGCCUGGGUAAGCCUGAUGAUCCUGGCACGGAACGUUAACCAUACACCUUACUAAUAGCAAGGUGAAUAACUUUGAAAUAAAGUUUUAGACCAAUGUUUCA